Galendromus occidentalis (western predatory mite) is the source of this 748-nucleotide messenger RNA. RefSeq names its product V-type proton ATPase subunit Vha13 (gene Vha13). Gene Ontology annotation, biological process: synaptic vesicle lumen acidification. Gene Ontology annotation, molecular function: proton-transporting ATPase activity, rotational mechanism; ATP hydrolysis activity. Gene Ontology annotation, cellular component: vacuolar proton-transporting V-type ATPase, V1 domain; vacuolar proton-transporting V-type ATPase complex. Bases 141 to 503 code for a protein of 120 amino acids. The transcript has 3 exons. NCBI's taxonomy places the organism in Eukaryota, Metazoa, Arthropoda, Arachnida, Mesostigmata, Phytoseiidae. The record is from RefSeq and is a predicted model, not a curated record.
AGAGGCACACUCCGCUAAAACAGCGGCUCCUCCGUCAUCUGGUCAGCUGACCGCUGACUUGAGUCUCGUGAUUCGAGACGUUCGCUGCAGUUGGUGUUCAACUCGCUCCGGGAUCCGUUCAGAACACUUCAACUCUCAUCAUGAAUCAGAACUCACAAGGCGUACAACAGCUCCUGGCUGCUGAAAGACGGGCGUCCGAUAAGGUCGCCGAGGCUCGCAAGCGCAAGGCCCGUCGUCUCAAGCAAGCCAAAGACGAAGCACAGUCUGAAAUUGACAAGUACCGCCACGAGAAGGAGUCCGCAUUUAGGGCGUACGAAGCGUCCCACAUGGGAUCGCGAGACGAUGUUCAGAAACGAAUUGAGGCUGACACUCAACGUCAAAUACUCGAGGUGAAUCAGCUCGUAGCGAAAAACAAGGACGAAGUUAUCAAGGGUCUCCUCGGCCUCGUCUACGACAUAGAGGCUCACGUGCAUAAGAAUCUGAAAAUCGCCACUGGGGCAUAAACUGGCUCCGGUAUACCACGCUUCUCCAGUAAAGAUCGGGCUAUGUUCUGUGCGGAGAGAGUCAAGAGGACGUAGAGAAGUUCCGAGAAAUUCUAUGAAAGAAAUUGAUCAUUCCAGAGUGUUUGCGUGGCGGACUCUCGUAGUUUCGUAUCGAUUACGGACCAGUUCUGAAUGUUUUUUUUUCGAACAAGAGAUUCGAGGGUCUGCUGACUGAUGUUGUAAUAAAGUUCUAUUAUGUUAUGAAA